Messenger RNA from Capsella rubella, 1713 nucleotides. Its product is annotated as amidase 1-like. The record is from RefSeq and is a predicted model, not a curated record. Lineage: Eukaryota; Viridiplantae; Streptophyta; Magnoliopsida; Brassicales; Brassicaceae. The transcript is spliced from 9 exons. The coding region runs from base 144 to 1421 and encodes 425 amino acids.
GAAAAAACCUGACCCUUGUAUCCUUGUUGAUUGAUAAUUGCGAUUAUCCUUUAUCCAUAAACAAGCUUUACUUUUUAUAACAAAGAAAACCCAAAAACGAAAUAAGCUACCAUCUACACCUCGUCAGAUCGGGAACUGCAGCAAUGGCGACUGAUGAUGAUUUUGGAGCUUUCAUUGAGAAAUUAACAAUAUCUCCAACUCCUCCUGCCUCGUUUCCUCCUCCUCUACAGGGUCUUACUUUUGCCAUUAAAGAUAUUUUCGAUGUGGAAGGACGCGUAACCGGUUUUGGUAACCCGGAUUGGUUAAGGACACAUUCGGCAGCUACUUCCACAGCUCCUGCAGUUUCAACUCUCUUAGAAGCUGGUGCUACGGCUUUGGGUAUUACCAUCCUGGAUGAAAUGGCUUGCAGUAUAAAUGGAGACAAUGUGCAUUAUGGGACUCCCAGAAACCCGAUUGCCUUCGAUAGACUGCCUGGCGGAUCAUCGAGUGGCUCAGCCGUAGCUGUAGCUGCUCGUCUGGUGGAUUUUUCUCUUGGAACUGAUACCGGAGGGAGUGUACGAGUUCCAGCAUCUUACUGUGGAAUUUUUGGUUUUCGGCCAUCUCACGGUGCAGUUUCCACUGCCGGAGUUACUCCACUGGCACAGAGCUUGGAUACAGUUGGAUGGUUUGCUCGAGACACAGCCACUUUGAAACGUGUAGGCUGUGUUCUUCUGGAGCAGCCUCACUUGAACUGCAUCGAACCAGAUCAACUGAUUAUCGCGGAUGACUGCUUCAAGCUGUGUAGUGUACCACGUGAUUUUUUUGUGCAUCCUCUGGUUGGAGCCGUGGAAAAAACGUUUGGAGGCAACACUGUAGUAAAGAAGGUGAAUCUUGGAGAGUACAUUGAAGAGAAUGUUCCUAGCCUUAAACAUUUCAUGACAAGUGACGAUGACACGACACAACAAGAGUUCAGCAUUCCGUCUCUCAUGGCUCUAUCGAAUUCAAUGAUAUUGUUACUAAUGCAUGAACUGAAGAUAAACCACAGUGCAUGGGUCUCGUCAGUGAAGCCAGAGUUUGGUCCUGGAAUUUCAGAAGGGAUAGAGGAAGCUAUCAGGACGUCCGAUGAGAAGAUCGACCUUUGCCGGUCCGUGAAAUCCGAGCUUAAAACAGCUCUUUCGACGUUGCUCGGGGAGAAAGGUGUGUUGGUGAUUCCAACGGUACCAGGUCCUCCACCGCAUCUCAAAGGUGAUGUGGCUGCACUUGAAUCUUUCCGCAGCAGAGCUUUCAACUUGUUGUCUAUCGCUGGCGUUUCCGGAUUCUGUCAGGUGAGCAUACCAUUAGGGCUACAUGACAAUCUUCCCGUAUCGGUAUCCUUGGUAGGUAAGUAUGGCUCAGACGGUUUUGUUCUCAGUCUUGUGGAUUCCCUUGCGGGAUUUAUAUGAUUGACAAUGAAAAGAAAGAAAGAGUUCUCUCCCAAUCGUAUAGCUUUUUUUCUUUAUGUGGGAUCCGACAAUGUGAUGAUGGUUGGGGGUACGACCAAUCAGACCGCUCUACCACUGAGGACAACGGGAGAUUACAUCCCAUAGAGUUUAAUUCAUGUCCUCAACCCAUGACAUGUUUGAGCAUAUCUGUUUUUUUAUCCAAAACUCAACAAUGUAUUAAAUAAAUUGAUGUAGAUUGGACACUUUGUAUUUGUGUGUUUAGCAAAAACAGUAAUGGCAAAUUAUUUUAAAA